Messenger RNA from Quercus robur (English oak), 450 nucleotides. RefSeq lists its product as uncharacterized. The coding region runs from base 1 to 450 and encodes 149 amino acids. The transcript has a single exon. NCBI's taxonomy places the organism in Eukaryota, Viridiplantae, Streptophyta, Magnoliopsida, Fagales, Fagaceae. The record is from RefSeq and is a predicted model, not a curated record.
AUGUUUGUGGCUUGGCUAUCCACUGAGGACAACAAUUUGGAGUCAAAAAGAGCCAGGAAAGAAGCCUCACUGGUGCUGGGCUUCUCGGACAAAGAUAAAAUCGGAACCAUCCAACCCCAUGACGAUGCUCUGGUUGUCACACUCAAGAUAGGGGGAUAUGAUGUGAAGAGAGUACUGGUAGAUCAGGGCAGUGCUGUGGAGAUAAUGUACCCCGACCUGUACAAGGGGCUGAAUUUAAAACCCGAAGACCUAACGGCGUACGAUUCCCCUAUAGUAAGUUUCGAGGGAAAGACUGUUACUUUAAGAGGCCAGAUUAGACUGCCUAUACAAACCAAUUCGGACGUGGUGGAAGUGGAUUUCAUUGUGGUGGACGCUUAUUCACCCUACACAGCUAUUGUGGCUAGACCUUGGCCUCAUGCCUUAGAAACUGUCUCUUCUACCCUGCACUAG